AUGUCAUCACUAUCCAGUGAAGUUUCUUCUAAAGAUAACAGACCUCUUAUAAGGUCUUCAAACCUGGAGAACCCUAAUCUGCAUAGCUUGCAGAUUACAAGUGUGCUAUUGGAUGAGUAUAACUUUAGAAAGUGGUUUGUCUCAGCAAGACUGUUCAUUACCUCUCAUGAACUCAUAGGCUAUUUGGAUGGAGAUAAAAAGGAACUAGAAAUCAGCAGCCCUGAAUACACUGUGUGGCGCAAGGAAAAUGCCACAGUUAUGUCUUGGUUGCUGGCCUCCAUGACUCCUCGGGUGGCCAGAAUUGUUCAUCAUUUUCCUACAGCCACUAAAAUUUGGGAGAAAGUAUCUAAGACAUAUGGCCAAAAGAAAAAUAAUGCUAGAAUCUACAAACUGAACCAAGACAUUGCAGCCCUAAGGCAAGGAGACAUGGAUAAGGAGAGCCAUGACAAGCAGAUUGAGAAGGGCAGAGCCUUCAAGUUCCUAGCAGGCUUAGACCCUAUAUAUGAAGGUGUAAGGUCACAAAUUCUAGGGAAAGAUGAAUUACCUGAGCUUCAUCAUGUUUACUACCUGGUGAGGAAUGAAGAAGUAAGGAGAAAGGAGAUGCAGGUUGACUCCUAG
Molecule: messenger RNA, 618 nt
Organism: Nelumbo nucifera (sacred lotus)
Lineage: Eukaryota; Viridiplantae; Streptophyta; Magnoliopsida; Proteales; Nelumbonaceae
Source: RefSeq, a predicted model, not a curated record